AUAUUGUGUGUGACAUGAAAUAAUUAAGAACACAAUUUUUGAGUACAUACUUUUUCUUUCCUUCAAUUUUCUAAGAAUAGAAAUUUGAUAUCACUGCCUAUGGACUCUGCUUCAUUCCCCGGUCCUUUGAUUUCCCACGUCAUCACCAAUUCAAGCUUGCAUCGGUCAUGCACUACUCAUCAUAGUGCAAGAUUUGGCCUGUGGAACAACAAGGUGAGAAAUUUGGCUUUUUAUGCUAUUGGGUUUUCUAAGGUUGGAACUGAAGACGUGUUUGAUGAUAGUGGUGAUUUGAAGGAAAAUGAAAAUGGAUCCCUCUUAAAAACGUUAAACGCCGAAAAAGAAAUAAAGCAAGAAACCGAUGAUUUCUUCGUGAGUGAAGCUGAAGGUGAUCCAGAUUGUCCCUCUAAAGGAUACUCUUCCAUUGAGCAUGCCCUAAAUGCGUUACACCAAGGAAAGUUUGUAAUCGUUGUAGAUGAUGAAAACAACAAUGUUGAAGGAAAUCUUAUAAAGGCUGCAUCUCUAAUUAGUACCAAAGAUGUGGCUUUUAUGAUUAAACAUGGAUCAGGAAUUGUUUCUGUUGGCAUGAAAGAAGAGGAUCUUCAAAGACUAAACCUUCCUCUUAUGUCACCUGAGACUGAAGAAGAGGAUUCAUCUGCCCCUACUUUCACUAUCACAGUGGAUGCAAAAUUUGGAACUUCCACGGGUGUAUCGGCUGCAGAUAGAGCAAAAACAAUUCUUGCUUUAUCAUCUCCAGAGUCUAAAUCCGAGGACUUAAGAAAACCAGGCCAUGUUUUUCCUCUUAAGUAUAGAAAUGGGGGAGUUCUUAGGAGAGCCGGUCAUACCGAGGCUUCUGUAGAUUUGGUUGCAUUGGCUGGCUUGCCACCAUUUUCUGUUCUCACAGCUCUUGUUGAUGUGGAAGAUGGAAACAUGGCAUCUUUGCCCAAUUUAAAAAACUUAGCAUUGGAAUAUAACUUACCAAUUGUCUCAAUAACUGAUUUGAUAAGGUAUCGAAGAAAGCGAGAGAAAUUGGUUGAAAGAACAUAUGUCUCACAUCUUCCUACUAAAUGGGGUCUAUUUCAAGCAUAUUGUUAUAGUUCAAAGUUGGAUGGAACUGAGCAUGUGGCUGUUGUAAAGGGAAACAUAGGAGAUGGGCAAGAUGUUCUAGUAAGAGUGCAUUCAGAAUGUUUAACUGGGGAUAUAUUUGGAUCAGCUCGGUGUGACUGUGGCCAGCAACUAGAUUUGGCUAUGGAAUUGAUUGAAGAAGCUGGAAGAGGAGUAAUUGUUUAUCUUAGAGGUCAUGAAGGAAGAGGCAUUGGGUUGGGUCACAAACUUCAAGCCUAUAACUUGCAAGAUCAAGGUCGUGAUACAGUCCAAGCAAACAUAGAUUUAGGGUUAGCUGUUGAUGCUCGUGAGUAUGGCAUUGGUGCCCAGAUUUUGAGGGACAUUGGAGUUCGAACUAUGAGGUUGAUGACAAACAAUCCAGCAAAAUUUGUUGGUCUUAAAGGAUAUGGUUUAGCUGUGACAGGUCGUGUUCCUGUGCUAACACCAAUCACUGAUGCAAACAAGCGUUACCUAGAAACAAAAAGGACUAAGAUGGGACAUAUUUAUGGGUCUGAUAUAUAAGGAUCUCAAUGAUUCAAUUGUAAAUAACCAAGAUUCAUCGAAGAACACAUAGCCUACACAUAAUACGACAGAAUGAAAAGUUUGUAUACUGUUAAAAGAAAUAAUUCAAAGGAUGAACCCAUUUGUGAAAA
Messenger RNA from Medicago truncatula (barrel medic), 1754 nucleotides. RefSeq names its product monofunctional riboflavin biosynthesis protein RIBA 3, chloroplastic. The record is from RefSeq and is a predicted model, not a curated record. Lineage: Eukaryota; Viridiplantae; Streptophyta; Magnoliopsida; Fabales; Fabaceae. The coding region runs from base 100 to 1623 and encodes 507 amino acids. Gene Ontology annotation, cellular component: cytosol. Gene Ontology annotation, biological process: riboflavin biosynthetic process. Gene Ontology annotation, molecular function: 3,4-dihydroxy-2-butanone-4-phosphate synthase activity; GTP cyclohydrolase II activity. The transcript has 7 exons.